CUCACGCCUCUGCUGCUCUCUGCUCUCUGCUCUCUGUAUCGCUAUGAAAGCCCUUUUCUCUCUCGUUGAGGACGACCCCGCGGGCCAGAUGAAGAAAAUCAGUCUGUUGUGCAGUUUCAAUGGCGCAUUUAGGCCGCGCCCCCCUCCGUCAGGCGAGCUCCGGUACACUGGCGGCGACACUCGCAUCAUCGCCGUGGACCGGAACAUCGGAUUUUCGAGGCUGCGAUCGAAGGUUUCGGAGUUCCUUGACAAUGACGCCUCGUUCACGCUGAAAUACAGACUCCCAGUCGAGGAGGACGAAGCGCCUCUGGUGCUGGUCGCCUGCGACGACGACGUCCGGUGCAUGCUGGAGGAGUAUGAGAGGCUCGAAUCCCGGAGUAAGCUCACUAGGCUCUGGAUCUUUGUGUGUCAUCAUGAUGGAUAUGGUAGUUUUGAUUAUAGGAAUUCGAAUGUCGAGUCUGCAGUAUUUCGGAAAAGCAAAAGUAUUUGUUAUGCGAAUGGUGAUGGGAUUCGGGGUGGAAAUUUGAUUUCUAAUUCAGGAGAAUGUGAGUUUGGCGGUUAUAAUGUUGGGAAUCUGGGAACUCGAUCUUAUGAUGAUUCAUUGAGAAGAAUGCUACUGAAGCAACAGCUUUUAGCCAAGCAAUCGGUUCAAGAGAGUUUUGACAUUAACCUCUAUAUGGCAAGUGUAAACCUGAAAUAUGAUCAGCCAUUUAUAGACUUAAAAUGUGAACCGCAAGGCCCUCUUCUGAUCCAUGAAGCCGCGGACCUGAAUUUUGAUGGUAACAUCUGUAGGGCAAGCCAUUUAGAUUAUGAAUUUUGGAACACUCAGCUUCAAACAGAUAACAGUUCGGGAAGUAGGCUGGAUGGCACAAACAAUGCGUCAUGGUCUGCUAGCCGCAAUUCGGUCAAGACUCGUCCUGCGCCUGUUUCUUGCUGCUGUCAAUUGGUCGGAAGCACCAACCCUACAAGGUAUUUGCGUGGGAGUGAGAUGGAAAGGGGUGCUCUGUAUGGUGGCAUCCACACUUAUCAAUUUGCUGCAACUGAUACGAUAAGCCAGAGGACUUGUUCUUGUUCAUGUUCUUGCCACAUCCAGAACCAUCAGUAUAGUGUGACUGAGAUUGGGAACCAUCAGAAUUUUAGAUUGGAAGGAAGGCCCUGGAUUCAAAAACUCUACCCUGGCUCAAGGUCAACUUUGAAUAUGUCAAAGAGGGGGCAGGCUAUGAGGUUACGCUGUCCCAGCUUGGAAGGAAGUGGAAGGAGAAUGGAUUCUGUCCGAAACAAUCAAGACUACUUGUGCGAGCAGCCUUAUGGUAGUGAAGAAAACUUCUCUGACAUGGGUGGCCCUGGGAUUCCACACACACAAGCUCCAAAUCCUAAGCAAUAUCAUCUGCCUGUUGGUGCUUCAUACACUGGCUUGCAUAAUCAAUCUCUUCUUUCUACUAGUGUCAACAAGAUUCCUUUGAUAAGCAAUAGGGCUAUGGACAUGCUGGAAAAUCCGUUAACUGGUUACGCUGGUGACAAACAUGAAUCUCCCUGCACAAACAUGCACAGAGUUCCCUUGAGUAGCCAACUAAGUCAUGAUUUCAAAAAGGCAUCUCUGCUUAUGAAGCUGACAGAACCUGUCAAAAUCUCCAUUUGUCCAAGUGAUUUGGAUUCCACAAAGGCAACAAAAUUGGGUUGCAAUGGUAAAUUGUCUGGUAAGGAAUCAGGAGUUAAUUUACUCGGCAACCACCAUAAUAGUGCUUUUGGUAUACAAGGUGCACUGGCUUCUUCCAUGGAUCUCACGUUGUGUAAUAUUGCCUUGUCUUCGUCCAAUGAAUUUGAAUCCACCGUCCACUCCUCUCCCACUAACAAAGAUGUUUCUGAAGCACUGCCAAAACCACAGUCAAAGACUUUAGAGCUAAUGAAUGAAGAAGAACAUCUUAGUUCAGGUCCCCAAGUUGAGACCUCAAAUGGUGUUGUAUCUGAUUCUAUUUCUCAAAAGGUUUCCAAAUUGAAAGUUGAUGAGCUGAAAAUAGGGAUGCAGCGGGAGCAUCCAUCCAGUUUAAGUGUUGAUGGAAAGGUUUCCUUUAAAGAGUCUCCUAAAUGCUCCAAGGCAAAUGGCAGUGCGCAUGGUGAACUUGGUGCAAUUUAUACUCAUCUAGCUUGUAGAGAGCUACAAGAUAUUAAGAAUUGUGAUCUAGAGUAUGUCAAGGAACUGGGUUCAGGCACGUAUGGAACUGUUCUCUACGGGAAAUGGAAGGGCUCUGAUGUUGCCAUUAAAAAGUUCAAGCCCUCCUGCUUUGCUGAAGGUGCACCAGAAUGUGAACGAUUGGUUGCUGACUUCUGGAAGGAAGCUCGUAUACUAGGACAGCUUCGUCAUCCACGAAUCGUGGUGUUAUAUGGAGUGGUUGCAGAUGGACCUGUUACAAAUUUGGCAACAGUGACAGAGUAUAUGGUGAACGGCUCCCUUAAACAAGUUUUGCAGAAAAAAGAUAGAACUAUUGACCGGCGAAAAAGGCUGAUUAUAGCCAUGGAUGUGGCUUUUGGAAUGGAAUAUCUUCAUGGGAAAAACAUUGUCCAUUUUGAUUUGAAGUCUCAUAACCUCCUAGUCAAUAUGAGGGAUCCUCAACGACCAGUGUGCAAGAUUGGUGACUUCGGUUUAUCAAAAAUUAAACAGAGGACAAUGGUCUCUGGUGGACUUCGAGGAACUAUACCAUGGAUGGCUCCAGAGCUAUUUGAUAGUGAUAAAAACAUGGUAACAGAGAAGGUUGAUGUGUACUCAUUUGGAAUAGUCAUGUGGGAACUUCUGACUGGGGAAGAGCCUUAUGGUAAUAAGCGACCAGAGGAAAUAUUAGCUGGCAUAAUUAAAGGAGAUUUGCGCCCUGAAAUUCCCAGUUGGUGCGACCCGGCGUGGAGAUCAUUGAUGGAGAGGUGUUGGUCAUGUGAUCCGAACUCUAGGCCAGCAUUCUCAGAGGUUUCACAAGAACUGCGCGCCAUGUCAGUGGCGAUGAAUAUCAAGUGAUGAAUAAAGCUGGUUGGAACGGGUCUGCUGCGAAGAUGAAGUCAGUCCUUCCUUUUGUGUAAAUAAAAUAGAAGAUUAGGAGCAGGAAGAACAGGGCAUUCUGAGACGUGAGAAAUGUUAUCCGUCCACCGUCUUGUCUGCUGUGAAUAUCUUUUGGCUGUUGUCACCUCUGUAAUAGCAGCUAGUUUUGUAGUGGGUAUAGAAUGGUCUUCUGUUGCUAGUAAAUACACACACAAAGGAGCAACCUUUUUCUUUGUAUCAAUUGGUUAUCAUGUUUACAAAAUGGUAAAGGUAAUUCAUCUUUUGUUUUGAUGCCCUUA
Messenger RNA from Diospyros lotus (date-plum), 3324 nucleotides. RefSeq lists its product as uncharacterized. Gene Ontology annotation, biological process: signal transduction; protein phosphorylation. The transcript is spliced from 8 exons. The record is from RefSeq and is a predicted model, not a curated record. The coding region runs from base 44 to 3004 and encodes 986 amino acids. Gene Ontology annotation, molecular function: protein kinase activity; ATP binding; protein binding. NCBI's taxonomy places the organism in Eukaryota, Viridiplantae, Streptophyta, Magnoliopsida, Ericales, Ebenaceae. Gene Ontology annotation, cellular component: cytoplasm.